GUAUGUGCCUUUUGGCAUCAUGUUCUUGGUUGGCAGUAAGAUUGUGGAGAUGGAAGAUGUGGUUCUGCUGGUCACUAGUCUGGGGAAGUACAUUUUUGCCUCAAUUCUGGGCCACAUCAUCCAUGGUGGCAUCGUCUUACCUCUUAUCUACUUUGGGUUCACUCGUGCAAACCCCUUCAGUUUCCUGUCUGGCCUCAUUACACCUUUCACCACCGCCUUUGCUACCUGCUCCAGCUCAGCGACACUGCCUACCAUGAUGAAGUGUGUGGAGGAGAACAACGGUGUCGACAAACGAAUCAGUCGGUUCAUUUUACCGAUUGGAGCCACUGUCAACAUGGACGGAGCAGCCAUUUUCCAGUGCGUUGCGGCUGUGUUUAUUGCCCAGCUCAACAACGUUGAACUCAACGCAGGCCAGAUCUUCACAAUCCUGGUGACAGCCACUGCCUCCAGUGUGGGAGCAGCAGGUAUUCCAGCUGGAGGCAUCAUCACCAUCGCUAUCAUUCUGGAGGCCAUAGGUCUGCCCACCCAUGACCUGUCACUCAUGUUGGCUGUGGACUGGAUUGUAGACCGAACCACUACUGUUGUGAACGUGGAGGGGGAUGCACUCGGUGCUGGCAUUCUUCACCACAUCAAUGA
This is a messenger RNA of Sinocyclocheilus grahami, 636 nucleotides long. RefSeq names its product neutral amino acid transporter A. Lineage: Eukaryota; Metazoa; Chordata; Actinopteri; Cypriniformes; Cyprinidae. Gene Ontology annotation, molecular function: L-alanine transmembrane transporter activity; L-aspartate transmembrane transporter activity; symporter activity. Gene Ontology annotation, biological process: L-serine transport; L-glutamate transmembrane transport. The transcript is spliced from 4 exons. The record is from RefSeq and is a predicted model, not a curated record. The annotation marks the transcript as partial. Gene Ontology annotation, cellular component: plasma membrane.